This is a messenger RNA of Lactuca saligna, 681 nucleotides long. The record is from the annotation of a GenBank genome assembly. Lineage: Eukaryota; Viridiplantae; Streptophyta; Magnoliopsida; Asterales; Asteraceae.
AUGAUGAAAGUGGCUCAUCGGAUUAUUACAUCACUCGUCGUCCCUAGAGAAGACAAAAGCACCAUUAGCUCUCUUGAACUCUAUGAUACGGCCCACCUAGAUGAUAACCUCAUUCCUCACUAUGGCUUAUUUGUUUGCAAUAAACUCACCCACCUCAGCACAUCACAAUCUAGAAAAAUCUAUUAUAGUGGCGUUGUUAGCAUGUUCACCAAAAGUGCUCUAGUCUGGGCCCCAUAUCCCGAAAAUCACCAACCACUACCCGGUGAGCCUUAUCUCACCACGACAGUGCUCGAGUCUAUGAGGAUGUUUUGGUCAAAGAACAUAAAUCAUAAUUGGAUUGUGGGCCAAAACCAUAACCCAAACCUCCUUAUCCCACCUGAUAACUGGAAUAUUCUUUCCCUCAAGUGUCCUACCAACUUCACCGAUUGGCAAAUCACCCUGUACCUUUUCCCCGUCUCCCCAUCCGGUAAGGAAGAUGAGGAAGGUGAAGAAAGUGAGGGUGAUAAUGAUGUUGAUGAUGAGGGUGGAGAGGAGGAACCACAAAAUAUUUCUCCUACGAGUGGUGCCAGUUCAUCUCAUGGUGCUACACACCCAUCAUAUCACCAACAAUACAAGGACCAAUUAAAAUCAAUUCACACCCGCCUUGACAUCUACCAUCAUGACCUAACACACCUAACAUAA